Molecule: messenger RNA, 1900 nt
Organism: Dermatophagoides farinae (American house dust mite)
Lineage: Eukaryota; Metazoa; Arthropoda; Arachnida; Sarcoptiformes; Pyroglyphidae
Source: RefSeq, a predicted model, not a curated record
UUUUUUGAAUCUGAAUUUCUGUUAUGUCGUUUAUGAACGACCAAUUUUUUUCUGUCACAUGUUUAUAAUUCGAAUGUUUGAAUUUUGUUGUUUUCAAAUGUUUCGAAAACAGACACAAUUGUGGUUGUUACGGCCAAAAUGGAUGACCAUUUUAUCCAUUCGAUCCGAAUGUUCAUCAACCGUACGGUUACGUUUUGCACCAAGUCCUACUGGUUUCGUUCAUCUUGGUGGUUUACGUACUACAUUGUUCAAUUAUUUAUUUGCUCGUAAACAUGGUGGUAAAUUUAUCGUACGUAUUGAAGAUACUGAUCGUGAACGUAUAGUUCCUGGAUCAUUAGAAAGCAUUAUGGAUAUUUUACGUUGGUCCAAUCUUCAACCAGAUGAAGGUCCUGAAUUCGGUGGCGAUUAUGGCCCAUAUAUUCAAUCAGAACGUGUAGAAUUGUAUCGAGAAAUGAUUGAAAAAUUAUUGAAAACCGAUACUGUUUAUCGAUGUUUUUGCACCCAUAAACGAUUGGAAUUAUUACGUCGUGAAGCCGUAAAAAAUCGUGAAACACCCCGAUAUGAUAAUCGAUGUCGAUCAUUGAGUAAUGAAGAAAUUCGUCAGAAUUUAGCCGAAAAUAUACCAUAUACGGUACGAUUAAAACUUUUACCAGGACCAAUGGAUAUCAAUGAUCUGGUGUAUGGUCGUGUUACAUAUGAUCUUAGUCUUAUUGAAGGUGAUCCUAUUCUAUUUAAAUCCGAUGGAUUACCAACCUAUCAUUUUGCCAAUGUUGUCGAUGAUUAUCAUAUGCAAAUCACACAUGUACUUCGUGGUGUUGAGUGGCUUGUAUCGACGCCAAAACAUCUAAUGAUAUAUGAUGCAUUCGGUUGGCCUAGACCAAAAUAUGCACAUCUUCCUUUGUUGAUCAAUACAGAUGGAUCAAAACUAUCGAAACGUCAUGAUCAUAUUCGUAUUUCUACUUAUCGUGAUCAAGGUUAUUAUCCAGAAGUUGUAAUAAAUUACCUUACACAAAUGGGUGGCGGUUUUGGUCAAUUGAACACAGCAGACUGUGAUAAAAUCUAUCCAAUUGAUAAAUUAGCCGCUGCAUUCGAUCUACAAUCAGUUAAUCAAAAUAAUUGUAAAAUAGAUGUGGAAAAAAUUCGUCUAUUAAAUCGAUUACACAUACGGAAUCUAAUUGAAAAUGAUCCAAAUCGUAUACGAAAUGAUUUAAUCAAGCUUCUCGAACGGAAUCGAGAAAAAUUUCAAUCAUUACAACAAUUCGAUAAUCAAGAUAAAAAUUAUUUCGAUAAAUGUCUUCGAUGGAGUUCAACACGAAUAUAUACGAUAAAUGAUUUGAUUACAAAUGAUUUUCUAUUUCUUUGGUCACAACCAAAAUCAACAUGGGUGAUGGAAGACAAUUUUUCAUUUGGUGGCACGAAACAACAAAUUCAGCAAACAUUACAGGCAACAAUUGAUUUAUUAUGGCAAAUGAAUGAACAAGAUUUUGAUGAUAAAGAUGAAAUUUUACAAAAACUUCGAAUAUUCAAUAAUAGUGAUGAACAGCAAAUGAAAUUCAGUGCAUACAUGAAACUUCUUCGAUUAUCGUUGACAAAUCUAACAAAAGGUCCACCUGUUGCUGAAUCAAUAUCAUUGCUUGGAAAAAAUCGUACCAUUCAAUAUAUUACAAAUUCGAUUGAGCAUUUACGAAAAAAAACAACAACAACAACGAUCAAUGAUGAAUGGGUAAAUUAUUUUUUCUUUUUUGAAUUUUUACCACUUUUUUUACUAAAUUCCCAUUGAAGUUGUACUGUUGCAGAUUCUUCAUCAUCAUCAUCAUCAUCGGCAACAUUUGCUGCUGCUAUAAUAGCUCGUUUUUCUUUUUUCGUUUUUUCAUUAAAUUUUUUGAUUGUUGUUCGUAUA